Messenger RNA from Strigops habroptila (Kakapo), 3904 nucleotides. RefSeq names its product cilia and flagella associated protein 99 (gene CFAP99). The record is from RefSeq and is a predicted model, not a curated record. The transcript is spliced from 15 exons. NCBI's taxonomy places the organism in Eukaryota, Metazoa, Chordata, Aves, Psittaciformes, Psittacidae. The coding region runs from base 1561 to 3537 and encodes 658 amino acids.
GUCCAGAGUUCUCAAGGCAUUACCAUAUGACUUAGUUUUCAUAUUCCAGUUUUGGAGUUUAAUGAUUGCUAUUUGGAGGGGAGGGAUGAAUAUCAGCAUGUACAGAGCAUGAGAACUCAAGCUUAUUUCUACUAUGCCUUAAGAAGAAAUGUUUGUCAGUGGUAGAGCUGUUGGAGCUUGAAUUAUAAUUCAGCCUGAAUGAGUACAGAGGUAUUUCUCUCUCACUUAUCCUUGUGCAUGUAAGAAUCUUGACAGGUACGGAGAAACAGAUCACGAUUCUCAGAGGAGUGGAAAGAUGGUGAUUCCCCCUGUGACAGAGACACAGUAGCACUUCUUUUUUUUGUUUGCCAUCCCUUGUCAUGAUCCAGCCCUGUUUUGCUGGACUUUUUAUUUUAAUUAGACAUUUUGCCUUGAUCAUACCAGGUAACUAAAUGUCUGUAUCAAACAUAAUCACAGACAAACUCUUUUUUUCAGCAGUUUGAGAUUAAUAAGUAAAAGUGCUGUUAAGGCAGUUAUUAUUGAGUAUGAUAUGCUGAAAGCCAGAGUACAAAAACACUGUAUCUGGAAAUGUUAUGAAAUCCUUUUAAAACAAGAAGUGGAUUCUCUUUACCACAGUGCGAAUGAAUCAUCUUGAUCAAGCAUUCUUUUCUAACAUCAAAAUACGAUGAUAUAUAAAAUAUGAGAACGAUUUUCAAAAAUGUAUUUUUAUUUUCACCAUGGAAAAUUACUUCUGUGCUCAUUUUUUCCCAUUGCUAAACCAGAUUAAUGACUUUCAGCCCUGAUUGUUACUGUCAUUGGUCCUUCAUACACGAAAACAUGUGCAUGUAUAUGAACAAAUGCAUUGUAGUUCUUGUCAUGUGAACAUUAUCAAGGUAGCCAGUUCUGCAAACUCUCAUGCAUACAAGUAAGACAUCAUUUGAUCUAGGUGUAAUCCAGUCAUUUCACAAACAAAGCAUCAAACAGAAAAGGUACCCAACUGCUGGGCCUUCAACAACCUUGACAGUGGCCUAGACUACUGAUGUGUUGUGAUUGCUGCCCAGCUGGCUUACUGACAAUGUCCCAUUGCUUCCUUAUAAUCCCUCUCUGUUCCUACUCCUUUAUUGUUUUGGAAAAACAGGCUGCUAAUAACAACAUGUGAUAAGAGUGCAGACUAAACUUUAGCUUUCAGUUGCAUCUCAUUGGGAAGAGCAAAGUAUUGAAUCGGACCUGUACAGCACACAUGAGAAAAAUAACGCUUUUCUUAUUAUCUUUAAUUAUAUUUCAUCAAAUAACCUGAUUCGGAAACCAUUUUAAGCACCAUCCUAAGGAUCUUGUUGAGACACUUGCAGAAUAAGAAAUAUGUAAUUAUGUCUACUGUUUUAUUGAUGUUUGCACUGUAUUCUCAUUUCUCCAGUUAGCUGUUCCACAUAACUGUGAUUUUGAAAGCUUGACCUAAAUGUUUUCCUCUACAUUACUGCAGUAUAUCUUCUCUAUGAGCCUAUCAACAUACAUUAUGCUACAACUGAAAGAAGCAUGAAAAAUUAAUGAUUUACUAUAUUUAUAGGAUUCUCCGUGGUGAAGAUGGUCAGCCAUGGAAAACAUAUUGCGAUAAUAAUCCAACAGCUUGACAAAUUUAACCCUGAAAUUCAGAGCAUGGAGGAUUUCUUGAAUGAAUCAGCUAAAAUGUUGAAGACUCUUAACGUGACAGAACAAGAAUUUGUGUUGGAUACACUAGCUGGAUGCAUAAAAUACAAAUCCUUAUUGGAUGUAGUAGUCAAUGCCUUUUUUGUUCGGGAUGGGAGAUACUGCCUGAUUCCUGAGCGUAACCUCUAUAUAGUUAUUUGUUACCUGGCUACUUUUCAACUUGAAGAGCUCGGUCUCCAGCACUUCAGCAGAAUUGUGAAAUCUCUGGACACUGCAAAAAUGCAAAAGUUUCUCAGAUUCUUCUUCAAUCCGUUGUAUCUGAACACAUGGAUAAAAGAUGAAUGGAGUCGGUUCUACAGUUCACUCUAUGUAAAGGAGAACUGGAUUGACCCACUGCUGAGAUGGCAGCCAAAAGUACAGCAACUGAUUGAGCAGCUCACAGAUAAGUUAAGUAAUCGCACCACCACUGUCAAGACUUCGACGGUCACUCAGCCAAAGGAAUUUAAUUUGACUGUACCUAAACCACGUGCCAUUCCCAUACCUCUGCCGAUACCAGUACCGGAAAAAAGGCUACCUGUUCCUCCAAGCACCUACAAACCUCCAAAGGAAAAAAAGCAACUAGAGCAAAUCAGAACUCAAAAUCGACGAAAAGCAGAAGAUCUGCUCCUGAAAGCAAAUGCUAACCGGUUCAGGUGUGCAAUCAUGAAGCCUGAAAAGGCAGAGAAGACACAGUAUGAAGACGGUAUGAAGAGUAAACCUGCAUUUCAGGCUCGAAAGGUCCAAAGCAAGAUUGACAAUAUACCUAUUAAAUUAAAUGCUGCAGCUAUUUUAAGAGAGGGUGCCCUCUAUCAGCGGAAAAUGGAACAGGAGCUCAAGAGAAUUGAAAGUUUGCUGCAAGGGGCUGGAGACCCAUCUGAAUUCUUGGAAUGGCAAAAACAGAUGCGUGACAAAGAUCUGGAAGAACAGCUGGCUGAAAUAGAGUAUAGGAGGCUUCAAGGAAAACUGAGUUAUGAAGAGGCAGUUCUAGCCCAUCAGAAUGUAAUUCAAGAAAACAAGAAGAAAGCUGAUCUAAUGAGAGAAGAGAAAGCAGAUCUGAUGCACCAGUAUGAAGAGAAACGGCUGCAGGAACAGCAAGAAGUGAGAGAGCUGGUGGAGCAGGUCAUAGAAGGACACAAGAAUGCAAAGGAAGCAAAAAUAAAGCUCCAGAAGUACAAACAGGAGAUAGUUCAGAAAGUUUGUGAAGAAAAGGAAGAACUUCAUCGGCAAGCCUUAGAAGAAGAUGAGGAGAAGCUCAGGAAAAGAUCUGAACUAAUUCAACAAAUACGACUUAUUGGGUCCUUACCAAGCAUCAGACACAAGUUUGUUGAUUUAACAGAGACUGGUGGCCAUGGUUUAACUUGUGAAAUGUCAAUAGUGGAACUACAUGAACGCCUCGCUCUGCUCAGAGAAGCACAGAAGGCAGCAGAGGAAGAGAAGAGAGACCAGAUAAUUCAUGAAAAACAAGCUAAGGAACAACUUCUUCUAGACAAACUGGACCAGAUUUUGGUAUUCAGAGCAGAACUCAGCCGAGCAGCUGCUCUAAAGCAAGAAGAAGAGAAAAGAAAGCUCCAGUCUGGUGAGAGGCCUGUGAAUGAUGAGCGCAUUUUAAACCUGCAGAAAAAGAUUGUAGAAAAAAAAAUGGAGCGUAAAAAGCAAGAAGGACUCUCAAAGAUUACCCCCCAGAAAAGCAGCAUCGCAUCAAAGAAGGAUACUUUCCAAUGGAACCAUUGGAAUGAACUGGAAGACAGUCGGGAAAGACAGUUCAAGAUCUUUCAACAUGGCUUCACGGCCAGAGAAACAGCUCAGAAAAUGGCUGCCUAUGAGGCAGCAAGAAGUGGAGCCCAAGUCUGUAUAUUGCACUCUGAAGUAAAAUAAAAUACAAUUGGACGAAUUCAGGCCUGCUGGAAAUCUUCCAGUGUGCCUGUUUACUACAAAGGUGAAUUUUACUCUUUAUUUCACCUUUACAGUGUGAUGAGAAAAAUUUGGGUCAUACAGGCACAAUAGAAUAAAAAUGCGUUAAUUUUUUUGUAAUAGGAUUUUAUUUUUAUGCUACGACGACACAUUUUUUAUUGUUAGAAUCAAAAGCUUUAAGAAACCAAAACCUUGCCAUUGGAGCUCCUAUAUCAGAAUGGCAACUAUCUGAGUAAGAAUGCCGAGAUCUGUAUUUCUGUUAUCAUUGUAUACUGUGCCAUGGGGUUUGCUAUGCUCAUCUUCCAAAAGAAUAAAAAUGAGGGCAACAUUU